UGGGCCUUCUUUUACCUAUUUAGCCCUCUCCCCCUUCCACCCCAUUCAGACGCACCGAUUCAGCUUCUGAUUCUAAUCCAUGGAGUUUUUCGCCUCUUUCACUUCGAUCAAGCUCCGGAGCCACCUCUGUAAGUACUUAUUGGCGAACGACGAUCGCCAAACCGUUCGCCAGACCACUAAGGCCUCCGCCGAGGGCGCCAUUUGGAGCGUCGAAUUCGUCGAGGGAAAAAUCGGUGCAAUUCGUCUCCAGAGUUGCCAUGGCCGUUACCUUUCCGCUACUGACCUUAAUUUUUUACUCGGUGCCACUGGGAAGAAGGUGACGCUGCAAACCAAAUACGAAAAUCUCGGUGCGCCGUGGAGUGUGGAGUGGGAGCCUGUACGCGACGGCGAUCGGGUGAAGUUGAUGAGUUGGUGUGGUACGUUUUUGAGGGGGAACGGGGUUACUCCGCCGUGGAGGAACUCUGUGACUCAUGAUGAGCCGCGAUUCUCCUCCACUAAGGGGUGGAUUUUGUGGGACGUGGAAGCGGUGGAUGAAACUCCGAAGUAUUGUUUAUUGAUGAGUCGAAGGACGUGGUCGAUGUCUAAUUCUUCCGAUGAGUUUUCCGCCUCUGGAAAAAGUUCUCCGGCCACUCCCAAAUCUGUUCGGCGAUCCUCCACGUUCCAGCUCAAAUCUUGCUCCGCCAACAACCUUCGAUCCGCCAUGGAUUUCUUCCGCAACGCCAAGACCGUCCGCCUCCGCAGCCAUCACGACAAGUACCUGGUCGCCGACAACGACGAGGAGUCGGUUAACCAAGACCGUAGUGGAUCUUCCAAAACUGCUCGCUGGUCCGUCGAGUUUGCAUCUGGCGCCAGCUCUGACUCGAUCAUCCGUCUCAAAAGCUGCUACGGCAAGUACCUGACCGCCAGCAAUCAGCCUUUCUUGCUCGGAAUGACCGGGCGGAAAGUGCUUCAAACCCUUCCUCGACGGCUCGAUUCGUCUGUCGAAUGGGAACCCGUCAGAGAAGGGUCCCAGGUCAAGCUCAAGACCCGAUAUGGGAAUUUUUUGAGAGCCAAUGGGGGUCUACCGCCAUGGCGGAAUUCGGUCACUCAUGAUAUUCCGAGUCGAACCGCCACACAGGAUUGGAUCCUCUGGGACAUCGACGUUGUUGAGAUUCAAGUCCAGUCUGCAAAUCAUAAAGCUGCCACAAUUGAGCAUAUGGAUUCUCUGGAUUUCAACCCCGGCUCGCCCCCUUCUGCCUCUGGCAAAUCGUCCAAUUACCCUAGACUUGAGUCUACUGAUUCGACUGUUAGUUUACCUCCCAAAUCUGAGGGAAGGACGAUUUACUACCACGUGGCUGAUGAAAGUGGAGAUGUAGAUGAAGAUACAGUGGAGGGUUCUUCUUUUAUGUUCAAAGGAAAUGGGGUUGAGGAACUGACUCAUAAAAUGGAGGAAGAAACAGGAAUCAAAGGUAUCAUUGUGUGUACCCGCAAUCCAUUAAAUGGUAAUCUCUAUCCCCUUCGCCUGCAACUUCCUCCCAACAAUGCAACCAUGCAUGUGGUUGCCGUUCCCGAGUCAUCAAAAUUGGGGAAGGACUUCGAAAAACAACGUUUAUUAUGAAAUCCAUUGGGAACAAGAGAUUGAGGCUAUUACAUUCCUCAGAUGAGUCUCAGAUUGGUGCCUGAUGACCUUGGUUCCCAGCCAGUCACUCAUAUUCUACAUGUUUUUUUCAUUUGGCCACACAGAAAUAAUUACAACAAAAGCAACUUUGAAGCCAUAUGUGGAAGAUCAUAAAAGUCGAUUUAGGGAUUCCCCAGAAGAUGUGUAUUGAUGUAAAUCCAUGUCAGUAAUUGCAGCCAAAUUUAGGAAGCUUUUUGUAUCAUUGAUGUUUAAAGAAAAAACUGCAGGUUCUUGAAUAAAUCACCAGAAGUCCAUGCAGGAACA
Messenger RNA from Cucurbita maxima (winter squash), 1921 nucleotides. RefSeq lists its product as uncharacterized. The transcript is spliced from 4 exons. The record is from RefSeq and is a predicted model, not a curated record. NCBI's taxonomy places the organism in Eukaryota, Viridiplantae, Streptophyta, Magnoliopsida, Cucurbitales, Cucurbitaceae. Bases 80 to 1597 code for a protein of 505 amino acids.